CCGAGGCGGAGGUGGGGCGGGGUGGGCGCGCGGCCAGGACGGCGGGCGCGGGCUGGAGGAGCCCCGCUCCCUGGCCUGCCCAUCCCCGAGUCGCGGCUUCUUGUCCCGGUGGCGUCUCCGAGCGUCCUGCUGACGCAGAGGAGCCCAGUGCUCGAGCCCCUGCUUUCCAGCCGAAAGGGUAGUUACUGCCCCGCCUCCGUGACUUGACAAAUGCUUAGCUUUAACCAGGGUGUAAAAAUAGAAAGGCUAGUGCAGCCGGGCUGGUUCAUAAACCACGGAAUUGUAGCCUAAAUGUUCUAAUCUCUAAAGUUAACUGUAGUGUUAGGGUUAAAUUUUACUGAUGUGUUCAGCUAAUUCAAGGGCAUACCCUCCUAUCGAUAUUCCCCCAUCCUAAAAUCAGAUCGUAUUUGAUCUAUAUCACAAAAUCUAAUACGUAAUUGUUUGUUACCAUAUUUCACCUUUAAAAAUGUGUGAUCCAGCAUGUCCUAAGCUUUUUGAGACUUGAGAUUGACCUUCUUUGCUUCUUUUGUGUCUCCGUGAUAUCUGACAUGUUUUUGAGCACGUUGUAAGCAUUUACUAAAUACUUCUUGGUUAAUUCCUCGGUAGACUCAUUUAUCCACAAGCAGAAAGCUUUGUCUCUUAAUACCCAGCUCAUGACAGAGCCCAUAGUAAGUGCCUCGGUGUUUGUUGAAGAAAUUCAGUGAAUACCAAAUUUGAUCAAAUGGCAAAUAUCCAUUGUGUAUUGUGUGUGUGAGGAAGAUUUGCCCCGAGCUGGCAUUCGUUGCCAGUCCUCCUCUUUUGCUUGAGGAAGAUUGGCCCUGAGCUAACAUCUGUGCCAGUCUUCCUCUACUUUGUGGGAUGCUUCCAUAGCCUGGCUGAUGAGCAGAGCAUGUCUGCACUAGGCGUCUGAACCUGUGAACUCCAGACCACUGGAGUGGAGGGCAGGGAACUUUAACCACUUGGACCUGGGGCCGGCCCCUCCAAUAAUAUUUUUAUUUAAAUCAACUCAUAAUUAAUAAGAAUUUUUUAAAUAUUUUAUUACUACCUUAAAUGAAAACAGUUGCCAUAGAAAGUAACUAAAAAUAAAUUUUUUAAAAUCAGUGUUAUUACAAGUUUUACAGACAUAUUAAAGACAGACUUUUCUCCUUGAUGCACCCAAGAUUGAAAUAAUUGAAAAGGAAAUUUCUCAGUAUGUGAUUCAUGUUAAUAUUGAAUUCUUUUGCUUCUAAAAUAACUUCUUACAGUGUUAGUGGUAGGAAUUCUUCAGAAUGGGAAACAGUGAAUAAGGAAAGAAGAAGAUACUUAAAGGAACUCUGAACUACAGUACCCAGUUGUAGUGAGCUUUUUGCUAAGCUGUUUCAGCCCAGAAUGGCUGUGGAAUCCAGAGCAAUUUCAACCCUGGUACCUCAGAAUCCUCAGGAACAAGAACUAAUACUGGUGAAAGUAGAAGAAAGCCUUUCCUGGGGUCAGAAAUUUAAACAGAAUGGGAGCACCCAAUCCUGCCAAGAAUUGUUUCGCCAGCAAUUCAGGAAGUUUUGCUACCAGGAGACACCUGGGCCCCGGGAGGCUUUGGGCCGACUCCAGGAGCUUUGUUAUCAAUGGCUCAUGCCAGAGGUACACACUAAGGAGCAGAUCCUGGAGCUGCUGGUCCUGGAGCAGUUCCUGAGCAUCCUGCCUGAGGAGCUGCGGAUCUGGGUUCAGCAACAUAGUCCAAAAAGCGGCGAGGAAGCUGUGACUCUCUUGGAGGAUUUGGAGAGGGAAUUUGAUGAUCCAGGGCAGCAGGUCCCCACUAGUCCACAGGGACCAGCAGUACCAUGGAAAGAUUUGACAUGUCUUGCAGCAUCCCAAGAUUUAACAGACAUCCAACUCCAGCCUUUAAAGAUGCAGCUGAAACCCUGGGAACCUUGCCUUUCCCCGAAAAGUGAUUGUGAGAACGAUGAAUCAGUGACAAAGGACAAUUUGGGAGAAAAAUCACAAGGACUUCGCCAGGGACCUUCAUUUGGAGCAGUUAGUGAACAUGAAAGCAAUUUAAAGUGGCAGCAAGGAAGUCCUACAGUGGAGCGAUUAAGAAAAUCCCCUUUCCAAGGGGGCAGUUUUAGUCAAGUAACCUUCACACACAAAUCUCUGGGAAAGAGAGACCACCAUGAUGAGUCUGAGAGAAGCUUGAUUUUAAGCACAAACUCGAUAACGUAUCAGAAAGUUCCUACAGAAGAGAGACCCUAUAGAUGUGACGUAUGUGGGCACAGCUUCAAACAGCAUUCCUCUCUAACGCAACAUCAGAGAAUCCAUACCGGAGAAAAGCCCUAUAAAUGUAACCAGUGUGGAAAGGCCUUUAGUUUGAGGUCAUAUCUUAUUAUUCAUCAGAGAAUUCAUAGUGGUGAGAAAGCAUAUGAAUGUAGUGAAUGUGGGAAAGCCUUCAAUCAGAGCUCAGCCCUCAUUAGACAUCGGAAAAUUCAUACUGGUGAGAAAGCUUGUAAAUGUAAUGAAUGUGGCAAAGCAUUCAGUCAAAGUUCAUAUCUCAUCAUACAUCAAAGAAUUCACACUGGCGAAAAACCCUAUGAGUGUAAUGAGUGUGGGAAAACCUUUAGCCAGAGCUCAAAGCUUAUUAGACACCAGCGAAUUCAUACAGGAGAGAGACCUUAUGAAUGUAACGAAUGUGGAAAAGCUUUCAGGCAGAGCUCAGAGCUGAUUACCCAUCAGAGAAUCCAUAGCGGAGAGAAACCCUAUGAAUGUAAUGAGUGUGGAAAAGCCUUCAGUUUGAGCUCAAACCUCAUCAGACAUCAGAGAAUUCAUAGUGGAGAGGAACCUUAUCAGUGUAAUGAAUGUGGUAAAACCUUCAAAAGGAGCUCAGCCCUUGUGCAGCAUCAGAGAAUCCAUUCUGGAGAUGAAGCUUAUAUAUGUAAUGAAUGUGGAAAGGCUUUCAGUCGUAGUUCAGACCUUAUUAAACAUCAACGGGUCCACACUGGUGAGAAACCUUAUAAAUGUCAUGAAUGUGGGAAAGCCUUCAGUCAGAGCUCAGAUCUUAUUAUACAUCAGAGAAUCCAUACAGGAGAAAAACCCUAUCAGUGCAGUCAUUGUAGUAAAAGUUUUAGCCAGCGCUCAGACCUAGUUAAACAUCAGAGAAUCCAUACUGGAGAGAAGCCUUAUACAUGUAACCAGUGUAACAAACAUUUUAGUCAGAGUUCUGAUGUUAUAAAACAUCAAAGGAUCCACACUGGGGAGAAACCAUAUAAAUGUGACGUGUGUGGAAAAGCCUUCAGUCAGAGCUCAGAUCUUAUUCUGCAUCAGAGAAUCCACACUGGGGAGAAACCAUAUCCAUGUAAUCAGUGCAGCAAAAGUUUCAGUCAGAACUCAGACCUUAUUAAACAUCGAAGGAUCCACACUGGAGAGAAACCCUAUAAAUGUAAUGAAUGUGGGAAAGCCUUUAAUCAGAGCUCGGUCCUUAUUCUGCAUCAGAGAAUUCACACUGGAGAGAAACCCUAUCCAUGUAAUCAGUGUAGCAAACCCUUCAGUAGACUUUCAGAUCUCAUUAAUCAUCAACGAAUCCACACUGGAGAGAAGCCUUACCCAUGUAACCAGUGUAGUAAAAUGUUUAGUCGAAGAUCAGAUCUUGUUAAACAUCAUAGAAUUCAUACAGGUGAGAAACCCUAUGAAUGUGAUGAGUGUGGGAAAACCUUUAGUCAGAGCUCAAACCUUAUCCUACAUCAGAGAAUCCACACUGGGGAGAAACCCUAUCCAUGUAGUGACUGUACUAAAAGCUUUAGUCGGCGUUCAGAUCUUGUUAAACACCAAAGAAUACACACUGGAGAGAAACCAUAUGCCUGUAAUCAGUGCAAUAAAAGUUUUAGUCAAAGCUCGGACCUCACUAAACAUCAGAGAGUACACUCUGGGGAAAAGCCCUAUCACUGUGAUAGUUGUGAGAAAGCCUUCAGUCAGAGUUCUGACCUUAUUCUUCAUCAGAGAAUUCACACUGGAGAAAAACCCUAUGCAUGCACACAGUGCGGCAAAAGUUUCAGCCAGAACUCAGACCUUGUCAAACACCAGAGAAUCCACACUGGGGAAAAACCAUAUAAGUGUAGUGAGUGUGGGAAGGCUUUCAGUCAGUGCUCAGCUCUCAUCUUACAUCAGAGGAUCCACACUGGAGAGAAACCAUAUCCAUGUGAUCUAUGUGGCAAAAACUUUAGUCGGCGCUCUGAUCUCGUUAACCAUCAAAGAGUCCACACUGGUGAAAAUCCAUAUAAAUGUGAUGCAUGUGGGAAAGCCUUCAACACAUGCCCUGAUAUUAUUGAACACCGGAGAAUCCACAGUGGGGAGGAGCCCCACAGGUGUGUUCAGGGCCGCAGAAGUUUUAGCCAACUCUCUGAUCUUAUUAGUCAUGACAAAGUCGGUUCUGGGGAAGACAGUGUAAAAGAGAUGAAUGUGGGAAAACCUUUAGUGUGUCCACCAACUUUACUCAGUACCAGAGAUGCUAUACCAGAAAAAAAUCUUAUGAAUGCUAUUGAUGAUUAUGAAAAAGGUUUUAAUCAAGGCUCAACUCUUGUGCUACAUUAAAAACAAAAACCCACACUGGAGAGAAAACACAUUAAUUCGUUUUUUAUAAUGAAAGUUUAACUCAGAGCUCAAACAUUACUAAACUUCGGGAAAAUUCUGAGGAGGAAUCCUGUGAGUUGUGAGAAAACCUUCAAUGUGAAUAAAAAUUUUACAGAAUAUCAGCAACAAUGGAAAGAAAUUCCUAUCUGCUAUAAUGUUAAGAAAAGUUCUAGUCUUUUAUUCAAACAAUCCACAAGAGGAGAGUUUUGUCAUUGUAAGAAAUGUAUAACAUUAAUGCAGAGCCUUACCAGAUAUUGUAAAAACCAGUGUGGUGGGUGUGCAGGAGAUUCAUUAGUGUUAGAAUCUCAAGCCUUUAGUGAGCCCAAGUUACCUAUUGCAUAUCAGAGAAACUAUUUUAGGGAAUGUAGGCAAAACUGAAAUCCCUUUCAUAUCUUAAUUGGCAUUCACUCUGAUAUCACACUUGUCUCCUGACAGCUGGAGAGUCCUACCUUAUGCUAAUACUAGUUAUCAUUAAAUUCCCUGUGUGUGAACAUGCUAUGCUAUUCUGGUAUUAAACUUACUCACUAUAUAACUCCAGUGCCCCAUUUUCUCAGGAUUUUUUUUUUGGCCUAGUUUUAGUUUUCCUAGUGAGCAUGAGUUUGCAAGUUCCUGUGAUGUUCACAGCAAAUAUGAAUCUAUUUAGCUGUCAAUAGUAGAGCCCAUAAUCUUUACUGGUUUGAAAUCACUUCUUCAAUUCUGCUAUUUAAUCAGUUUCUAAAUAUGCGAAACAAUUUUUAAAACAAAUCCAUAUGUCAAAAUGUGAAGAUUUCUCUGCUGCUCUGUUUAUCUUGUCAUCUAUAGAUUGAACAAAAAUGGUAGCUGAAGUAAUACCUACAUGACUAAUUUGUAUAGUAUAAUCUGUCUUAAAAUAAAAGGACCUAUUAUCUUUUUUUCAA
Equus quagga is the source of this 5486-nucleotide messenger RNA. It is a transcript of the gene ZNF397, whose product is annotated as zinc finger protein 397. NCBI's taxonomy places the organism in Eukaryota, Metazoa, Chordata, Mammalia, Perissodactyla, Equidae. The record is from RefSeq and is a predicted model, not a curated record. Gene Ontology annotation, molecular function: DNA-binding transcription factor activity, RNA polymerase II-specific; RNA polymerase II cis-regulatory region sequence-specific DNA binding. The coding region runs from base 1369 to 4551 and encodes 1060 amino acids. Gene Ontology annotation, biological process: regulation of DNA-templated transcription. The transcript has 5 exons.